Molecule: messenger RNA, 2361 nt
Organism: Habropoda laboriosa
Lineage: Eukaryota; Metazoa; Arthropoda; Insecta; Hymenoptera; Apidae
Gene: MCPH1
Exons: 3
Coding region: 1-2361 (786 amino acids)
Biological process (GO): mitotic cell cycle
Source: RefSeq, a predicted model, not a curated record
AUGAAGGUAAACAAAAGCAAGAGGAUCGAGACAAUCUUGGAUUGUAAUAGUAGAUUUAGACGUCAACGUAGCUCACUGAAAGUUAAUUUAAGCUGUGACUCAAACUUACAAAAUUCUAAUAAUGCUUCGCUCGAACGAAUAGAUACUGGGUCUGAUAUCGAUAAUGGAAAUUUUUCUUCUAACAUUCCUUUAAAAAACGUAAGCAUAAUUUUAGAAAAAAUAGAUAAAGACAAUGCUACUUUACAUAAAAAUUGUGAAACGUUAAAGAACACCAUUGUAGCUAAAACUAAGCAAAUAUUCCUUGAACAAGAUGAAUUAUCUAUUAAGACGUGUACAAUUCUAAGCACUAAAAAUGGAAAAAGCAGUUUAAAUCAAAGUAUAGGUAGUACAGUAAGAGAUGAAUGCAAAAAUAAGAAUAUUAGCAACCAGGAGAAGCAAAACAGAUUAAAGAAGAGACAAUUAUUUAAACAUGUAAAUAAUACAAACAAUAAUGAUGAUAAGAUUAAUUCAAAAUGUCAUACUUCUGAACAGUGGAUGUUACAAUCAAACAGUAAUAAUUAUAGCAGUAGCAAUAUGUUAACAAAAAAAUAUGAAAUAUCUAAUAAUUCCAAUGAAAUAAACAGACAUAGAAUUAAUUGCUCUAUAGUUUGUAAGGGUGAUUCUCUUUGCACUUCAAAAAUUUCUGAAGGUGAAAAUGCUUUUACAGUGGUACCAAUUGGCUGUUCCACAAUGAUAGACAACAAAGUAUCAGAUAUUGAAAAUGAUGUAUAUUUUCAAAAUGCAAAUAACUUGCCCCUUAACAAUAUAAACUGUAAGCUUAGAUUAAGUGGUAAAAGCUUAGAAACAGAUAGUGUAAAUACAGUACAAACUUCCUUAAAUGUUAACACAUCAGUUGAUGUGGAAAAUCAGAAUAACAAAAGUACAAAUAAAUAUAAAUGGGAAAACCAUAAGAAGAAAAAAUGUGCAAGUUUGGAAAAUACACUGAAAGGUAUGCAUUCGAUAGUUUUGCAAACACAAGAAAGUAUAAAUACUAUUUCUACUUCAUUACAAAUGAAUACAUCGUUAGAUAUUUCAAAUCAAUUGCAAAAAAGUAAUAUAGUUGAUUUCACAAUGAAGGACAUAAGUUUAAUGGGGAAUGAAAAGGAUAUCUUUAAUUCAUGUAAUACUGAGAACAACAAUUUUAACGAUCAAAAAGUAAAAAACUGUAAAAUGCAACAACAAGAUCAAAUAGUUUUACAUAAAGAUCAUACCAGUGAAUGCAGUGGCAUUGUAAAUAACACGAUUAUUUUGAACAAUUCAUGUUGUGAGAUGUCACAUGUUCAAACACAAACAUCUGUGAACGUUGAAAAAUCAACAAAUACUAGUGAAUCAAAAAAGGAUCGAAAUAUGAAACAUUUAGUAUCAUUCUCUGACAAAGGACAAUCUAAAAGAAAACUAUUACCUCUUGGUGAAUGUUCACAGUUAGCAUCAUUUUCUCCAGUACAAAAAGAGUGUUCACCUUUAGGACACUUAAUACUUAGAAAAAAGCACAAGAAAAGAAGGAAUAAAUGUAAUAAAAAAUUUAAUAUCAACAACAUAGAACAGAGUGAGGGAAAAGAAAAUCAAGAUUACAAUGAGAAAAAGCAAAUAAAAAAACCGAAAAAGGUAAUUAGUAAAAAAAUUGUUGUUAAAAAAAUUGUUGAUGAAGACAUUUUAAAAAAAUUGGAAGAAAACAAAGAUAAUUUUAGUGAAAUAGAAACAGACGUUUGUACUCUGAAAAGAAGUUCAACGAAUGAUUUUCAGUCUCUGAAAAGGUCAUCGCGGAAACAAAUACAGAGAAUAAAUAUUGUUGCAACAGGUUUAUCUAAUGAAGAUAAGGAUGUGGUUAAAAGCGUCGUUGGAGCUCUCGGUUUAGCAAAGAUUGAAUCAAAUGUUACAAAACGUACGACACAUGUUGUAAGUACGGGUGUACGUACAGUAAAUCUGCUACAUGGUAUCAUACGAGGCUGUUGGAUUGUCAGCCUCGAAUGGGUUUUAAAAUCUUUAGAAAAUGAUGCAUGGUUAAAUCCAGAAAACUAUGAAAUGGCGCAUUUUUCAAAAGCAGUACUGGAAAAUCGGAAAGAUAGACAGCUGUUUGGAAAGGCCUAUAUUUCAGAAUUGUUUACUGCUUGUGGAUAUAUAAAUGUUCAAAAGAGUACAACACCACCUUGUGAUGUACUGAAAGGCCUCAUAAAAGCUGCAGGCGGUUGUAUUACUGAAAAUCCAGAAACAGCAAAAAUUCUGAUUGGUGUAGGAGGUUUGAAAGAAGCAUGGGUUUUAGAUUGUAUUACAUUGGGUGAAUUACAACCAUGCAAUCAGUAUCAACGACCUUCGAUAGAUUGA